Aspergillus calidoustus is the source of this 1545-nucleotide messenger RNA. The record is from the annotation of a GenBank genome assembly. NCBI's taxonomy places the organism in Eukaryota, Fungi, Ascomycota, Eurotiomycetes, Eurotiales, Aspergillaceae.
AUGGACAGUAACAUGAAAGCCACCGGCCCUGCGCUAGCAGACAUUUCCAAUGACGAGAACCUGGCAACAUCUACGAAUGAUGUUGAGGCUGGCAGCACAACACCGUCACCCUCUCAGCAUGCCUACGCUACUGGCUCAGAAAAAGAGUCUCUCCUCGUCGGAUUCGACGGAUCUGGUGAUAAAACGAAUCCUCAAAACUGGCCUGUACAGAAAAAGCUUCGCAUUUUCGCCCUCGUCAGUCUAUCUACGGUGGUUGUGACCUUGACGAGUAGUAUCUUUUCAGCUGCUAUACCGCCCAUAAUGACUACAUAUGGAGUUUCUCGUGAAGUAGGAACUCUUGGAGUCUCCUUAUAUGUCCUAGGGUUCGCAACCGGGCCUCUCGUCUGGGCCCCAUUCUCAGAACUCAAAGGGCGCCGCAUACCCUUCCUAAUGAGCAUAUUCGGCUUCAGCAUAUUCUCGUUUGCUACUGCCGUGUCAAAGGACUUGCAGUCAAUCUUCAUCUGCCGUUUUUUUGCCGGCUUCUUCGGGGCUUGCACUUUGACCCUCGCCGGUGCCAUCGCCAGCGACAUGUUCAGUCCUGAUAUAUUCAUGAUCAGCAUGGUCUGCUUUGUUCUUACGGUAUUUGCAGGUCCUCUCCUAGCUCCUCUUAUUGGCGGCUUCAUCGUCAUGAAUGAGAACUUGGGUUGGCGAUGGACGCACUAUAUUCCUGGUAUCCUCGGCGCGGCCUCGUUCUUAUCACUGUUCUUCUUUCAAGACGAAACCUACGCGCCGAUUAUACUGGUCGCCAAGGCGAGAAAGCUCCGUCACGAAACUCAGAACUGGGCUAUUCACGCCAAGCAUGAAGAGAUCGAGCUUGAUCUUCGCUCCAUACUUCACAACUACCUAGCCAUACCUCUGAAGAUGCUCGCACUGGAUCCUAUCAUACUGUGCAUGUGUAUCUUCGGUUCCUUUGUUUACGGUCUGCUCUACCUCUUCCUCACAGCCUAUCCAUUUAUCUUUCAGCGUGUCCACGGCAUGAAUCAGGGCGUUGGCGGUCUUCCCUUUAUAGGCGUGAUCGUCGGUCAGUUUUUCGCCGGCUUGGUCAUGUACCUCAGACAACCGGGGCUUCGACGCAUGAUUAUGAAGAACAACGGACAGAUCAUUCCUGAAUGGUUCAUCAUACCUGCGAUUCCUGGAGCAGUAGCCUUUUCAGCGGGCCUUUUCUGGCUCGGAUGGACUGGAUAUAGGCGGGAUAUCCACUGGAUUGUUCCUACUCUCUCAGGGUUGUUGACGGGCUACGGCCUCAUCUCGAUAUUUAUACCGUCAAUACAGUAUGUUGUCCAGUAUAGACGGCAGAGAGCUGCUUCUGCCAUCGCAGCACAUACGUUCCUCCGCUCGCUCGCUGGCUCAGUAUUUCCUCUUUUUGCGACAUAUAUGUUCGAGGGGCUUGGUAUCGAAUGGGCGCUGACGCUUUUGGGAUGCGUUGCAGCUGCUCUCAUUCCUAUUCCUGUUAUUUUAUACAUCUAUGGUGCGAGGAUCAGGGCGAAAAGUAGGCUGGUUCUCUAG